Mus pahari (shrew mouse) is the source of this 1574-nucleotide messenger RNA. It is a transcript of the gene Gjc3, whose product is annotated as gap junction protein gamma 3. Gene Ontology annotation, cellular component: connexin complex. The transcript has 3 exons. Lineage: Eukaryota; Metazoa; Chordata; Mammalia; Rodentia; Muridae. The record is from RefSeq and is a predicted model, not a curated record. Bases 249 to 1016 code for a protein of 255 amino acids. Gene Ontology annotation, biological process: cell communication.
GCUUCAGAGGCAGAACAAAUCACACUGCCUAGGCUCUGGUUCCACCACCUGAUGGGCCACCCAAAGCUGUCCAGGAUCAGCAAGGAUAGCACACUUCACCCUGUUCCUUGGAGGUCACAUUCAGAUCUUGUCUGCAAAUCUAAGCUCUGAAGUCUUCCGCCACACCUGGUUCGAGGUACAGAGUUGGAGGUUGGUGUUGGAAUUGAAUGUAACUGUGGGUCACAGAAAGGAGACAUCAAAGUUCAAGGAUGUGCGGCAGGUUCCUGAGACAGCUAUUGGCUCAGGAGAGCCAGCACUCCACCUCUGUGGGGCGCUUCCUUCUUCCCAUGCUCAUGGGAUUCCGUCUCCUGAUCUUGGUUUCCAGUGGAUCUGGGGUUUUUGGCGAUGAUGAGAACGAAUUCAUAUGUCAUUUAGGGCAGCCAGGCUGCAAGACCAUUUGCUAUGAUGUCUUCCGCCCUCUCUCUCCGUUGCGCUUCUGGGCCUUCCAAGUCAUUCUGAUGGCUGUACCCAGUGCCAUUUAUGUGGCUUUCGCUCUGUAUCAUGUGAUUGGAUACUGGGAGGUACCAGGAAAGGAAAACAAGGAGCAAGAGACCCGGAUUAGCAAAGGGGAUCAUAGCAAGGAUGUCUCAGGGGCUAAAAGCCUGAAGCUUCUCUGGGCCUAUGUGGCACACCUUGGGGUACGGCUGGUCCUUGAGGGAGCAGCUCUAGGCAUUCAGUACAAUCUAUAUGGCUUCAAGAUGUCCAGCACUUUUAUAUGUCGUGAGGAUCCUUGCAUUGGCAGCACAACUUGUUUCCAGUCUCACCCCUCUGAGAAGACCAUCUUCCUCAACAUCAUGUUUGGGAUCAGCGGGGCCUGUCUCUUAUUUAUUUUCUUGGAGCUUGCACUUUUGGGUUUAGGGAGGUUUUGGAGGAUGUACAAGUACAAACUUUCCUUCUUAAAGAACUUGCCAACUUCAGAGAGCUCUGUAAGACCCAAGGACACAACGGAUGAAUUGUCAGUGGUGGAGGCAAAAUAGUUAUUUUGAGACACAGAGUUGUAAAGUUGCCUGGAUUGCCUGCAGAAAACUCUGGGACUUGCUCUUCAAUACAUCCAGUGAGGUGGCCAGGGAGAAGAUACAGGGGGUAAAGGUGCUUGCAGUCAAGCCUCAUGAUCUGAGAUUGAUCUCCAGAACCCACAUGGAGAAGGGAGAAAACCAGCUCCCACAAGUUGCUCAUAUACAUGCCAUGGACAGAGCACACACACACAUGCACACAACAACAACAACAACAACAACAACAACAACAACAACAACAACAACAACAAUAAUAUCUCAGAAAACAAAACAAGACCUCCUGCAUCAAUUAAGUCUCACUUCUAAUUUUUCUCUCCUGUCUCUCCACUAAACAUAAGCAAAAACCAGGCUACUUUAUGUUUUAAUGGAUUAUCUAUCCUAUUCUGGGAUUUUAUAGAGAUGGAAUCAUACAGUAUGCUUAUUAAUCACUUGUAUAUCUUUGUAGAAAAGACCAAGUUUUUUUGCCAAUUAAAUUAGGUUAUUUAUUUUUGCCUUGUAUAAACUAUAUAUAAUUGUUAGAUA